This is a messenger RNA of Copidosoma floridanum, 2568 nucleotides long. RefSeq names its product epidermal growth factor receptor kinase substrate 8. Gene Ontology annotation, molecular function: actin binding. Gene Ontology annotation, cellular component: plasma membrane. NCBI's taxonomy places the organism in Eukaryota, Metazoa, Arthropoda, Insecta, Hymenoptera, Encyrtidae. The record is from RefSeq and is a predicted model, not a curated record. Gene Ontology annotation, biological process: Rho protein signal transduction; regulation of Rho protein signal transduction.
AUGUCUCCUGUGUACAGUAUACAGAAAGAUACAGAAAGCGGCCCAGGCGGCACGUCCAGCACCCCGAGCGGGCGUAGCAGUUCGGGCGGUGGUGGCGGCAGCGGUGGCGUCGUCAGCUCGGCCGAGUCGACGUACCUAAUAGAACACCUGGCGACCUUCACGGUGACCAAGGACACGGGCAUUGUCUACCCGGCGGACGGCAUGAGGCGACUGCUCCAGCUGGAAAAGAGCAACGGCAUCUGGAGCCAAAAAAUGCAGAUGCGGCUCGAACGAAAUUGGGUCCUCAUCAUGGACAAUGAGACCGGGGCGGUGAUGGAGAGAUUCCCAGCGGCGCUGAUCCAAGAACCCACGGCCUUCACGUCCCGCGACCCGAUGGAGAUGUACAACAACAUCCUGGUGUUCACGGUCGUCGACGACAGCAGCGCUAACAACCAGCGCGCCGAGAUGCAUAUCUUCCAGUGCCAAAGUGUAUCCUCGGAGUGCCUCGUCGAGGAGCUCAAGAUGCUGCAGGCCGGCAAACUCGUGACCGGCGGCUCGCCCCGUACCUCCCGCUCCCACAUCCCACCGCCCCCUGCGCUACCGCCCCCCGAACCGCCCCUCAACGGAGUCAACGCCAACAAUGACGGGCACCACCAUCACCAUCACCACGAGGACACGUCGCGGGAGGAGAACAACGACGAGGUGUCGUCGACCUCGUCGGACAAGUACGAGCGGGACGUGACGAUCCUGAACCACUGCUUCGACGACAUCGAGAAGUUCAUAGCUCGGCUGCAGCACGCGGCCGCGGCGUCCCGGGAACUCGAGCGCCGUAGGCGCAACCGCAAGUCGAAGAAGCGCAAUCUCGGCGACGGUAUGCUCACCAUGAGGGCCAAGCCGCCCCCGGAGCUCGAGUUCGUCGACAUAUUCCAAAAGUUCAAGCUGUCGUUCAACCUGUUGGCCAAACUCAAGGCCCACAUCCACGACCCGAACGCCCCGGAGCUCGUGCACUUUCUCUUUACCCCGCUCGCCUUGAUCGUCGACGCCUCGCACGACACCAACUACGACCAGAACCUGCCGAGUAAGGUGGUGUCGCCCCUGCUGACCCGCGAGGCCGUCAACCUUUUGAUGAAUUGCGUGACGAGCAAGGAGACCGAGUUGUGGCACUCGCUGGGUGACACGUGGCUCGUGCCUCGGGAACAAUGGAAGGGCCACGAGCCCCCGUACCACCCGGUAUUCAUGGACGGCUGGUCGCCGGACUGCCCGAUGCCGGACGAGAGAGAUCACAACGACCAUCUGGCCUCCCUCCUCAACGCCGACAAGCGCAAGAGGGACGACAUACCCGACCACCAGAACGACCCUUACUACGGCCACAGGGAGGCGGAGGAGUCACACUACAGCAGCGACUACCUGGAUUACGAGAGCCGCGAGGACCGGGCGAACCAGGAGUACUUUGAUCGAGGCUACGAUCGGGGCUCGGAGCUUUACGGCCGCGAGGAACAACGUGAGCGUGAGCGGGACCACCGUGAGCGUGAGCGAUUGGAACAAGCGCGUGCUCACAGUGACAUAUCCGUAGAUUCGAUCGAACGGAGCGGCCGGCCGGCCGGGGGUGGCGGUGCAAGCGUCGGUGGAGGAGGAGGAGGUGGCGGGGUCAUGCCAGGCGAAAGGGCUCAGGAGGCCUGGAUGGACGAGCUCGUGGCACGGCGGGCAAAAAUCGUCCAGGUGACCUAUCCACGCACCGCUAACAACGACAAGGAGCUGACUGUCGUUAGGGGCGAGUACCUCGAGGUCCUCGACGACACUCGCAAGUGGUGGAAGGCUAGGAAUUCGCGCGGCCAGGUCGCCCACGUGCCCCACACUAUUGUCACGACCCACAACCCGUCCGCCUCGCCCGACAACGACAACUUCAACAAUCCCCUCUACGCGGGUAGAUAUCAGAGGCAAUCCCACGGCUACAAUUACGAGGAUUCGGAAAUCGAUGGUGCCAAUACUAGUCCUGGAUCGGAAAUGAAUCACCGAACCCACACUAUUCCACCGCCAGCCCCCGCGGAUUGGGUACGCAAGGAACGACUCGGCAAGAAAGGUGAUAAUUCCGAUUCUGAUAAAAACAGCACUAAUGAUGUUGCAAGUACAAUUUUAUUGAACCAAUCUAUACCGCCGACUCCACCUCCGCUACCAGUGUUACCAUUACCGCAUGUAUCCACACAUAAAAAAAGGCCCCCGUUGUCCAUGAUUACGACAACCACAGCGGAAGUGCAUAAAUCCGAGGAACCGAUAAUACCAAAAAAAGAGAGGAAUCAACGAGAGCAAGUACACGAGGAGCUCAAAUCCGUUUUAACGAGAAUUCGUGAGAGAAAAAAAAACCUUGACGUAGGAACGAAUAAUAACAACAACACCAACGGCAAGAACAACGUUGCAUGUUAUGCGUUUCAAACAUGGAAUGAUAAGAGAAUGAACAGGAGGUAUGAAAAUAAAAAGUUAUCAAUACUUUAUUAUAGGUGUAUUAAUUUUCAAAUAAAUCUUUUUUACAUUGGGUACUUAAUUGGAAAAAGAAUUUCAAUUUCCUCGUAAUUUAGUUAAAAGACAUUAAGU